Messenger RNA from Populus trichocarpa (black cottonwood), 1817 nucleotides. Its product is annotated as zinc finger CCCH domain-containing protein 37. Gene Ontology annotation, molecular function: metal ion binding; mRNA binding. The record is from RefSeq and is a predicted model, not a curated record. The transcript is spliced from 12 exons. Bases 81 to 1616 code for a protein of 511 amino acids. Lineage: Eukaryota; Viridiplantae; Streptophyta; Magnoliopsida; Malpighiales; Salicaceae.
AGAAAAAAAAAGAAAAAAAACCCAUCAGAAAACAAACAAUGAUAAAAAGAAAAUUGUGCGAAACAACGCGAUUUCGAUAAAUGGCCAAACAACUCUACGGCUACGGUGCCCCUGCAACAACAUCGGCUUCCCGUUCCCGCACCGACUCCUAUCUCACCGACUCGGUCUUGACCCGAUACUUAGGCACCGGGUCGGACCCUCUGUCUUCGGAUUCUUCGAAGUACUCGGCGAGCUCCUCCAUGUAUCUAACACAGAGCGAUAGCGCACUCAGAUACUCGGUCGAUAGAGGCAUUGCCUCGGCGGCAGCUGCUGCAACUUCUCCGCAUUUGUCGUCUUGGCCACCACCACCUGGUGUUGAUGCUCCUUCUGCUGUUGAUUCGCUUGUUCCUGGCCUUAAACGCACUCCUGAAGUGCUCUAUCAUCCGACUCUUUUGGGUGCCCAUAGCACAAUUGGGCAAAGUGAGGAUUGGUAUUCUACCAACGCUUUAGCCAAGCGUGCUAGAUUCGAGACCACAAGCCAUCUUCCUAUAUAUCCACAGAGGCCAGGGGAGAAGGAUUGUGCCUACUAUAUGCUCACUCGAACCUGUAAAUUUGGAGAUACCUGCAAAUUUGACCAUCCAGUUUGGGUUCCCGAGGGUGGAAUCCCAGAUUGGAAAGAGGUUCCCCCUAUUGCUACAAGUGAAACUUUUCCUGAUAGACCAGGAGUGCCUGAUUGUCCUUACUUUCUAAAAACUCAAAGGUGCAAGUAUGGUUUGAACUGCAAGUUUAAUCAUCCAAAAGAAAAGAUGUCUUUGGGUGUUUCAGAAAACACCAGUAUUUCUGCCUUGCCAGAGAGACCUUCUGAGCCCCCAUGUGCAUUCUAUAUGAAGACUGGGAUUUGCAAAUUUGGUGCAACCUGCAAAUUUCAUCACCCAAAAGAUAUCCAAAUAUCCUUGGCAGGACAAGGGAAUGAUGAUGGUGUGCAAACUAAUUCUGUAGUUGAUAACGGGGGAAUAACUGGAGAUGUCAAUGUGAUUAAGGCCCUUGUGUCAGUUACCCCAGCCCUACUUCAUAACUCCAAAGGACUUCCGAUGAGACCGGGUGAAGUGGAUUGUCCCUUCUAUCUGAAAACUGGCAGUUGUAAGUACGGUGCCACUUGCCGCUAUAAUCAUCCUGAGAGGACAGCAAUCAAUCCACCUGCUGCUGCAAUCGGGCAUCCAAUCAUAGCUCCUUCCAUGGCAAAUCUGAACCUCGGAGUUUUCAGUCCAGCUGCCUCUAUAUAUCAAACUAUUGACCCCAGAUUGUCGACGCUGGGAGUGGGACCGACUGUCUAUCCUCAACGACCUGGACAGGCAGAAUGUGAUUUUUACAUGAAGACUGGUGAGUGUAAGUUUGGGGAAACUUGCAAGUUUCAUCACCCAAUUGAUCGUUCUGCACCUACAGCAAAGCAAACUGAACCACAGACUGUUAAGCUCACUCUUGCAGGGUUGCCAAGGAGAGAGGGUGCGGUUCACUGUCCAUACUAUAUGAAGACUGGCACUUGCAAGUAUGGUGCAACAUGCAAAUUUGACCACCCGCCUCCUGGAGAGGUCAUGGUGUUUCCAAAUCUCAAGGAACUCUUGAUGCAGAAGCAAUAGGAGCUGAGGCGGGAACUGCCCAAGCACAGUAGAAGUGAAGUCCUGGUCAUGGAUGGCAGGGAAGAAGAUCCUUUUGCUGGUUUUUUUGGCCUUUGAUCUACUGAUUUUGUUCUUUGUAUCAAACUAAGCAGAAUACGUUGAGGAAAAUGAAUGUAAUUUAAGUGUUCACUAAUGAAGUAAAGGCAAGCUUUUCUUGUUGUA